AUGCUUCGGUUUAUCUCCAGGGCUCUUGCCUUCUUCCGGAGGAAAAUGGACUCUUCGGAGGCCGAGAGGGAGCAGUAUAUGAGCCUCCUGGAAGGUGCCACCAGGUUAAAAACUGUGCAGGGAGCUGUGACGAAGGUCUGUAGAGAUCACGGCUUGAUUGAUGACUUGAUCUACUUUGAUAGUGAUGCUGUGGAUGGCAAUGUGUUUCUGAAAGUGGGACACAAAGUCACUGCCACUGUGGAAGAAGAUAAAACAUAUGGAUUGAAAGCGAUCAAAGUGAUUCCUUUCUGUGAUAGUUGCCAUGGCAAUGGAGUGUCCGACUCCUACGCUAGAGUUACAUUUGCCUGUAUUAACCCUGAAGUGGAAGGAGCUUACUACAUUGAUCAUACAACUUACUUCUUGCUAGAUGUUGUUUGUAAAGGUUUUGAGCCUUACCAAGGGGACCGAGUAGAAGUUGAGCUUUGCACCCAGUCCGACACAUUGGGCAGAAGGGCCAUGUCGGUGAAGCCUCUGAGACAUAAGCAUGUGCAUGAGGUCUACAUUACUAGCCUACAUGGAAGAAAGGGGGUGAUAGACGACAGCAUCUUUUUCACCUUGGAAUCUCUGAAGCUUCCUGAUGGAUACAUACCUCAAAUAUAUGACAUUGUUAAUGCUGUCGUGGUGGAGAGCAUUCAGUCCUGCUAUAUGUGGCGAGCAAUCUCCAUGACUCUAGUGAAAAGGUGGUACUGAGAAAACAGCAUUUGUAUUCGCUGUGAAGUGUCUCUUCUCUUGUCAGUGAAGGGCCUGGUUUAAAAAUGUUUUGUGAGAAAUAGCUUAGUAAACCUCAAGAAUUAGUUCAAAUACAACCUUUUAAGUCCUGUAGGGGUUGGCUAAAUGGAGAGUACCUUCUGGAUAGUGGUCAGCAUUUUUCAUUGUUGAUUAAAGACAUUUUCAUCUUAA
This is a messenger RNA of Hyaena hyaena (striped hyena), 939 nucleotides long. RefSeq names its product cancer/testis antigen 55 (gene CT55). The record is from RefSeq and is a predicted model, not a curated record. The transcript is spliced from 5 exons. NCBI's taxonomy places the organism in Eukaryota, Metazoa, Chordata, Mammalia, Carnivora, Hyaenidae. The coding region runs from base 1 to 729 and encodes 242 amino acids.